Molecule: messenger RNA, 1141 nt
Organism: Populus trichocarpa (black cottonwood)
Lineage: Eukaryota; Viridiplantae; Streptophyta; Magnoliopsida; Malpighiales; Salicaceae
Product: xyloglucan endotransglucosylase protein 1
Exons: 3
Coding region: 105-989 (294 amino acids)
Biological process (GO): cell wall biogenesis; xyloglucan metabolic process
Cellular component (GO): cell wall; apoplast
Molecular function (GO): xyloglucan:xyloglucosyl transferase activity; hydrolase activity, hydrolyzing O-glycosyl compounds
Source: RefSeq, a predicted model, not a curated record
AUUCAAGCUCAAAGUUCCAACCAACCUCACACAGAACAUUUUGCUCUCUCCUAAUCUCUAGCGAGCAGCUAGUAUAUACAUCUCCUUAUCUUAGAAACAUAAAGAUGUCUUUCUCUUGUUCGAGUAGACUUUCUUCCAUGCCUUUGUUUGCUCUGUUAAUUGCUUGUCUAGUGGGAGCCUCCAUGGGUGGCAAUUUCUUCCAAGAUUUUGACAUCACCUGGGGCGAUCAACGUGCUAAGAUACUAAAUGGUGGCCAACUUCUCACACUAUCUCUUGACAAGGAUUCUGGUUCUGGCUUCCGAUCCAAGAAUGAGUACUUGUUUGGCCGAAUCGACAUGCAAAUCAAGCUAGUAUCGGGCAACUCGGCUGGCACUGUCACCACAUACUAUCUAUCUUCUCAAGGGCCGACCCACGACGAGAUUGACUUCGAGUUUCUAGGCAAUUUAACUGGAGAACCAUAUACUCUCCAUACCAAUGUGUUCUCCCAAGGGAAAGGCAACAAAGAACAGCAGUUUUAUCUCUGGUUUGAUCCCACAAAGGCUUUCCACACCUACUCUAUUGUGUGGAACCAACAACAAAUAAUUUUCUUGGUGGACAACAUCCCCAUAAGAGUAUUCCACAACUCGGAAUCAAUCGGAGUGCCGUUCCCGACGAAGCAACCCAUGAGGAUAUAUUCGAGUCUCUGGAAUGCUGAUGAUUGGGCAACGAGAGGGGGGCUUGUGAAGACUGACUGGACACAAGCUCCUUUCACUGCUUCUUACAGAAAUUUCAAAGCCAGUGCUUGUGUUUCGUCACCUGUAUCAUCUUGCACCUCCACCUCCCCCAAUUCCUUGCAGGACAGUACCUGGCAAGUUCAAGCUCUUGAUGCCUCCGGCCGCAACAGGCUUCGAUGGGUGCAGCAGAAGUACAUGAUUUACAACUACUGCACUGACUUGAAACGAUUCCCUCAGGGUAUCCCAGCUGAAUGCAAGCGAUCAAGAUUCCUUUGAAGAAACUAGACAUUAAUGACUCUGUUCCAGAUUAUGAAAAUUCUUUAUUCUUUAUGCAAAUAUAUGUAAGUGUAAUAUGAAACAAAUUAACUUCAAUUCUUUAUUCUUUUUGCAAAUAAAAAUUAAUAAAACAUUAAAUAAAUCAUUUUUAA